Molecule: messenger RNA, 681 nt
Organism: Chlorella variabilis
Lineage: Eukaryota; Viridiplantae; Chlorophyta; Trebouxiophyceae; Chlorellales; Chlorellaceae
Exons: 6
Biological process (GO): triglyceride biosynthetic process
Cellular component (GO): endoplasmic reticulum membrane
Molecular function (GO): diacylglycerol O-acyltransferase activity
Source: RefSeq, a predicted model, not a curated record
GACUAUUUCCCCAUGACCAUCGAGUUUGAGGACAAGGACGCUUUCAAGGAGGACAGGCCGUUUGUGGUCGGCUAUGAGCCGCACUCGGUGCUGCCCGUGGGCUCCUGCAUGUUCACCACCUACGCCCAGAGCCCUGUGCCGCCCUCCCUGACCAACACCCAUAUUGCAGUCACCGGCACGGUGUUUCUGGCGCCCUACAUGAGAAACUUCCUGUGGUGGAUGGGCUGCCGCUCUGCAUCAAGAGAGGUGCUGCAGAGCUCUCUGGCAAGCGGCACCACCGUCGUGCUGUGCCCGGGCGGUGUGCAGGAGUGCUUCUAUAUGGACCCGCAGCCCGACAGGGAGGUGGUCUUCCUCAAACAAAGGACCGGCUUCAUCAGGCUGGCCAUGCGAGCGGGGGCUCCCGUGGUGCCCGUCUUUGCAUUUGGCCAGACGCCGCACUACAGCUUUGUGCGGCGCAUUGGCUACGUGCCCAUGUUUGUGUGGGGCUAUCUGGGGAGCGCUGUGCCCUACCAGGUUCCCAUGCACCUGGUGGUGGGCAAGCCCAUCCAUGUGCCGCACAGGGCAGACCCCAGCCCUGAGGAGGUGUGGCAGCACCUAGAGCAGUACAUUGCCGCGCUGGCAGGCAUCUUUGAGCGGCACAAGGCGGCAGCGGGGCACCCGGACGCCACUCUGACCAUCAUU